Molecule: messenger RNA, 774 nt
Organism: Morone saxatilis (striped sea-bass)
Lineage: Eukaryota; Metazoa; Chordata; Actinopteri; Moronidae
Gene: rbm38
Product: RNA binding motif protein 38
Exons: 3
Coding region: 348-752 (134 amino acids)
Cellular component (GO): cytosol
Molecular function (GO): RNA binding
Source: RefSeq, a predicted model, not a curated record
CAGGGUGGAGCAGGAGGCGGGAUGCGCCAAUGGAAAAGACGCACCGCUCGUCUAUUGGACCGGACGCGCAGUGGGCGCAUGCAAGACGCGCCUACCGAAGCUUAAAGAUUUUUUUUUUCCGGGACAGGAGACAUGAGGUUCCCAGACACCUGUCAGGAGGACUAUACAUCCAAAAGCUGUAUUUGAGGCGACUGGAGGCUGCGUGUUUGGCCAUGGACGCGCUGUUAUCGUUAUUAUAGCCUCUCGGUGUCCAAGAAGCGUAAAGUUAUUCAGCUGCUUUUCUUGUUUUCCUUUGUGUUAUUCUUCCUGUUUUGUUGUUUUUUUCAUAAAUAUUUUUUUCAAGCCGCAUGAGUUCGCCGCUGUUUUUAGGCCAGCUGGUCGGGGUUCCGUUAGAAAUAAUGCACCCCACCAUGGAGAAAGACACGACUUACACCAAGAUUUUUGUCGGCGGGUUGCCGUAUCACACCAACGACGCUUCACUUCGGAAAUAUUUCGAGACUUUCGGGGACAUCGACGAGGCGGUGGUAAUCACAGACAAACAGACGGGCAAGUCCAGAGGAUACGGCUUUGUGACCAUGGUGGACAGAGGGGCAGCAGAGCGGGCGUGCAAAGACGCAAACCCCAUCAUCGACGGCAGGAAGGCAAACGUGAACCUGGCGUACCUCGGGGCAAAGCCUCGCAGCUCGCAGACAAGUCUCUCAGUUGGAGUUCAGCAAGUCCAUCCUACGUGGGCUCAGAGGCAAUAUGGGUAAGACAGAGAAGAAUCAAUACCUC